AUGUCUGUCUUGCGUGCAUCGAGGAACAUUGUUUUUGGUGUAUUUACACGCCCCAUUGCGGCUCCUAGUACGAUUGCCACUACGCGCAUCGCUAUGAACGCCCGUCACUAUUCCGACAAGGGCGCCGAGGAGGCGAAGCCCGAGGAGGAGAAGCCUGCGGAAGAAGACACGAACGGCGUCGAUGCACAGCUGAAGGAGAAAGACGACCGGAUCAAACAACUUUCUGACCAACUCCUGUAUACCAAGGCUGAGAUGCAGAAUAUUCAGCGCCGCGCCGCGGAAGAAAAGUCUGCUGCUACACAGUUCUCGAUCGCAAAGUUGGCCAAAGACCUUACCGGAUCGAUUGAUGUGCUGGAUCUUGCACUCGGGUCGAUUCCAGAGCCGUACCGCUGCCCUGGUAAGGAAGGCGACACGGGCGACUCGCUUAAAGUGCUCCACGAAUUCUACGACGGCGUGAGCCUUACGCGCAAGAGCAUCCUUGAUAUGCUCCGCUCGCACGGCAUCGAGCAGUUCAACCCGGUCGGCGAUGAUUUUGAUCCGAAGUUGCACGAUGCUCUGUUCCAAGCACCGAUCCCUGAUAAGAAGGCAGGUUCCGUAUUUGAAUGCAGUCAGGUCGGCUACAUGAUCAAGGACCGUCUUCUGCGCCCUGCGCAGGUCGGUGUCGUGCAAGAAAGUUCGUAA
This is a messenger RNA of Malassezia vespertilionis, 681 nucleotides long. RefSeq names its product GrpE, mitochondrial (gene mge1). Gene Ontology annotation, cellular component: PAM complex, Tim23 associated import motor. Lineage: Eukaryota; Fungi; Basidiomycota; Malasseziomycetes; Malasseziales; Malasseziaceae. Gene Ontology annotation, biological process: protein folding; protein import into mitochondrial matrix. The record is from RefSeq and is a predicted model, not a curated record. The transcript is spliced from 2 exons. Gene Ontology annotation, molecular function: protein homodimerization activity; protein-folding chaperone binding; adenyl-nucleotide exchange factor activity. Bases 1 to 681 code for a protein of 226 amino acids.